Parasteatoda tepidariorum (common house spider) is the source of this 1046-nucleotide messenger RNA. Its product is annotated as cell adhesion molecule Dscam1-like. Gene Ontology annotation, molecular function: cell-cell adhesion mediator activity. Gene Ontology annotation, biological process: dendrite self-avoidance; axon guidance; synapse assembly. NCBI's taxonomy places the organism in Eukaryota, Metazoa, Arthropoda, Arachnida, Araneae, Theridiidae. Gene Ontology annotation, cellular component: plasma membrane; synapse; axon. The record is from RefSeq and is a predicted model, not a curated record.
UGUUUCCGCAUAUUUGUAAUUUUUAUUUCUGCCAAUAUGUGGCGCUACUUGUUAUAUAUUAUGCUCCCUAACUGUAUCCGUUAUUCCAACAAACGCCAUAUUAUUAACACUCGUUGUUUCUUCAAGUUCAUAUUCGUGGUUUUAACCGAUCAACAUAUAGUUUGAAGUCUCAGAAUCAUUUUUAUGUAUUAAUUUUUAUUCAUUUUCAUCUAAUAUGUAAUUGCAACAAAAUGAAGAGAGACAUCAUUUCUUCGAUCUUUUUGUUGAAAAUAGUACUAUCUACUUUAUUGAAGACUGUUCUCUGCGGAGAUCCACCAAUAAUUUCUCCAUUUUUAUUUCCACCCGUAUUGAAAGAAGGGGAAAGUGCUAAUAUUCUUUGUUCGAUUCGUUCUGGAGAUAGACCUGUGCAAUUCAAGUGGGAAAAAGAUGGACAACCCUUGAAUGUGGAAUCCAAAUUAGAUGUUCAGUCAUUAAAAGAUUCUUCUGGUUUGUUUAUUGAAUCGGUAGAUUUUAGAACCGCUGGGAAUUAUACUUGUAUUGUUACAAAUUCUUUUGGCAAGGAUCAAUAUACUGCAAGACUUGUUGUCACUUCCCCUCCUGUAUGGUUGAAAGAACCAGUAGAUACUAUUGUGAAGGAGGGAGAAAGUAUUUCAAUAGAAUGUCAGGCAUCGGGUGUACCUACUCCAAGAAUUAAAUGGAAAACAGACGUUAGUGGUGUGACAAUAGCAUUAGAUUCUUCUGGUACAGUUCAUACUUCUCCUACUGGAACUUUAAUAAUUGUAAAAACAUUGUAUUCUAUGGAAGGAUCAUACACAUGUGAAGCUGAGAAUGAAUUCGGAAGCCCACUCAGUAAAACUAUUUCUCUUAGAGUACGUGGUAAGUAGAUGAUGCAGAUUGGCUCCACUGGCUGUUUUCCUUACAGUAAUACGAAAAAUAUAAUUCUUGUCACACUUGAACUGUGAGAUAAAAAUUAUUUUUUUCGUUUUUGAUCAUAUUAAGUGCUGUUUUUACUGUCGCGCCUUAAAAAAUAUUUCCCUUAGUUGUUU